Vavraia culicis subsp. floridensis is the source of this 1587-nucleotide messenger RNA. RefSeq lists its product as uncharacterized. The coding region runs from base 1 to 1587 and encodes 528 amino acids. The transcript has a single exon. The record is from RefSeq and is a predicted model, not a curated record. Lineage: Eukaryota; Fungi; Microsporidia; Pleistophoridae.
AUGCUAUUUUAUACAUUGUGUCUUGUUGUAAUGGUCAGUGCAAGUUGCGGUAUAUCGGAUUGGAUUGAAUUUGAAGAUAGUUUAUUUCUGGAUGAGGUAUCUGACGAUUGUCUAAGCGAUUAUGAUCACUGCUACGAGAGUGACCAAAACAUACAAAAUCUUUUCGAGGCCUCGUACGCACCGGAUAUAAUGCAUGUGCAAGGAAAUGAACAGAAAGCUAUGAUUUGUGAUAAUUUUAUAGUAGAAAUUGUCAAAUCGACGGUUCAAGGGCAAUAUGAUGUGAAAGCCGACAGAGGCUUAGUUUCGUUCCUUCAAGAUGUACAGAAGAACUUGGAUGAUGGUGUAAUCGACACCAGGGUCUACGUGUACAUCGCUAAAAGAAUGUAUAGUAAAUUGUUGGGUCAUACCACGGAUAAAAUAUUUGAGCUUUCUCAAGAUGAUUUCUUUGUAAGGUACAAAGCGGAAGAACUGGAGAGCCUGCUAAGUAGGGCAAUGUCGGCUGACAGUUUUUUACGAAGUGAAGGAGUGUUAGUUUUGAAAAAAAUGUUGGAGAAAGUCCAAGAAACAUUGUCAUAUCGCACAAGACAAAUGUAUAAAAAUGGAAAACGACCCAUGUACCGUUAUUCCUAUUAUAAUGACAAACAGCCUGAAAUGCGGUUGGAAGUGGUUGACAUGUGGUUAGAAUGCCUCAAAAGAACACUCUUAAUUCUUAUCGAUAAUUGGAAACCGGAGGAGUUAAUAAUCAAGGAGCAGGGAUACAAAAUGGCAAAACUUGGAGUUCUUUUGGAAGCUGGUCCAGAGAGUGGGAAAGUCAUAUGGGUACGUCUGCUGGGAAAAGCUGAAUUGUUCGAUCGAAACAAUAGGGUCAUCGAUAACAAAAAUGGAAAAAAAAAUGCUGCGAGCAAAGAUGCAAAAAAUGAAACAAAUGAAACGAAAAGCGGUUGUUUGCGGCCAAUAACUCAGAGUAAUAACGCACCGAAAAUCGACCGCCCUGUCGUGUUGGGAUUAGCUGAUUCCCCAAAAAGGUGUUUUAACUCAGGAAUGGAACAGAAUGAUACAUCGAGAACUCAAUUAGCAGAUAAUAAGGGAACAGUGCUGAAAAAGAAAUCAUUGAAAUGGUCUGACAGACUGAUAACUGGUAGUAAUCAAAGUGGAUCAAGUACUGACAGUGCGUAUCAUAGUACAAAUAUUGUUCGUACCGAUGGCAAUCAUAGUGCUGAGAACCUAGGGCCUGCCUCUCUAUCCGGUGAAGACGCAAUCACACAUGUGAGUGGGGACACUAGCACAGAUGGCAAUCAUAGUGCUGAGAACCUAGGGCCUGCCUCUCUAUCCGGUGAAGAUGCAAUCACACAUGUGAAUGUGGGCACUAGCACAGAUGAUAUAAGGAUGAGUAGUGUUACAGAUCAGCCGGUGGUCCAUGGAACAACCAGCAACGGAGCGAACGAUUCAUUACUUGCUCAUACGAAUGUAGGGUCCGAUGGUACCCCAGGAAUGCCAGGGAGGCCUGAAACUCCUGAUGCAGACACUACCAAUGGUGCAUCUACUCUCGUUGACGAUUUACCGGAUAGACCCGCUUCAAGUUUGUAA